AUGACGCAUACUCAUCGACGUUCCCGCCAUGAAUCAGUGCCCUUCCAAAUUCAUCCAUCCGGUGCACUCACUUCACCUAACGCUCAAUCCUGUCGUUACGACUCAUCGCUUGGCUUGUUGACAAAAAAGUUUAUUGCUCUCUUACGUUCCAGUCCUAAUGGAGAAUUGGAUCUCAACCGAGCUGCUCAGCAACUCAAAGUACAAAAGCGACGCAUUUACGAUAUCACCAAUGUACUUGAAGGCAUUCGACUCAUUGAAAAGAACUCAAAGAACCAUGUGCGAUGGAUCGGCAAUAGUGGCCAUACUGCAUCAUCAUCAUCAUCAUCAUCGCCCAACGUUGUUGACCAAAGGAAGGUUGUUUCAUCUCCUACAUCAUCCACAUCAUCAUUAUCAUCCGUGACAUCGGCAGCAUCAAGCACAACCAGCAAUAACAGCAAUAGUGCCAACCUGGAAGAACUGGAACGUCGGCUUGCCUAUUUACGGACACACAACGUUUCGCUUGAAAAGGAACACGAGCGACUGGCUGACACUAAACGGCGUGUGGAUCAUGAAAUUGAACAGAUGUUUAAGCGAAAUCGACAACACUGCUACUUGACAUUGGAUGAUCUCGCUCGUUAUCAAUCAAAAUUGAGGCAGGAUGUGUUGGUGGUUGUCAAUGCACCUUAUGAUACCCAAAUUACUGUUGAUCGACCACCAAAGUAUUACCGACCACGACAUCAGCCUUAUGCCAAGUCAAAGUGCUACAUCCGUGUUCCGGAUCAUUCACGUCAGCCGUUGCACAUUCUUUCAUUAAAGAGCGAACGUCAGCAACCUUAUUGA
Lichtheimia ornata is the source of this 819-nucleotide messenger RNA. RefSeq lists its product as uncharacterized. The coding region runs from base 1 to 819 and encodes 272 amino acids. NCBI's taxonomy places the organism in Eukaryota, Fungi, Mucoromycota, Mucoromycetes, Mucorales, Lichtheimiaceae. Gene Ontology annotation, cellular component: RNA polymerase II transcription regulator complex. Gene Ontology annotation, molecular function: RNA polymerase II cis-regulatory region sequence-specific DNA binding; DNA-binding transcription factor activity, RNA polymerase II-specific. The record is from RefSeq and is a predicted model, not a curated record. Gene Ontology annotation, biological process: regulation of transcription by RNA polymerase II. The transcript is spliced from 4 exons.